Cuscuta campestris is the source of this 2613-nucleotide messenger RNA. Lineage: Eukaryota; Viridiplantae; Streptophyta; Magnoliopsida; Solanales; Convolvulaceae. The record is from the annotation of a GenBank genome assembly.
CGUAAUACAACUCCUUUUGAGUUUUGACCAUCAAAACUGAAACUGUCGAACUCUUGUGCUAAAAUGAUCUGGUCGAGGGACGAGGGUAGAGACCGAUCAGCUUCAGUUGCGAGGGAAAUUGAAAUAUUUCGAAUCACAAAGCUAACUCCUACUCCGCAUCUUUAAUCCUGCUCUUCAGUUUUCAACCCCAUUCAUUCCUUCUGGAACCUUGUCCACCACUUCCAUUCUAGGGUUUGAAAGCAGACUACGGCUAUCUGAUUUUCUGCGUUUUCGAUCGGAACAUCGAAGCAUUGCAGGAACUUAAACAAGACCUAAUUCUCAAUCCGUCACAUUUCUAAGCGGCCACUCUUAUUUAUUUUUGUGUAGUUUGGGAUUGGCUUCUUGCACAGAGAAGGGAGGGAGCAAGGUGGAGGGCUGAGCCGGUGGAAAUAUUUAUUUACUUAUUGUAUUGGGAAAUACGGGAGAGCUAUGGUUGCUCCUGCCCGGUCGUUGGGUUCUCUUGGCUAUGGCGCGGGUGAUGGCAGUGGCUCAAAGGUUAUCACGACGACCACUUUGAAAAGGAAAACUCCAUCCGAGCUACGGGGUGAGCAGCUGAAGCGAAAGAAUAUCGAGGAACACAUAGAUGAAUCACCAGAUUCAGUUAUUGACUGUGCAAGGAAUAAUGAUUGGGUCAUUCCUGGAUCAAAGAAAGCCGAAGCACCAAAAAACCCAAGAUACAUCAACACUAAGAUGAACGAAUUAUAUCCUAUAAGGAAGAAAAUCAUCCAGCUGAGGUUGCUCUCCAGAAAAGAUCAUUCCAAGGAUUAUAUUCCAACAAAGGACAGUGGCAGCUAUGAGAGUUUGACUGGUUCUUCAAAAUUGGGUCAUGAGAAUCAAUUACAAGCUCCAAGGGCUAAAACAAUCCAAAGAUUUACCACAAGUGAUAAGUGUACUGAAAGUACAUUUUGCAAUGUCACAGAGCUGUCAGUGGGCAAUGAAAAACUAUCUAGCUUGUCAAAUGUGGACAUGGAUAAAGCUUUAAAGGGGUUUGCUGCCCAUGAACCAACUACUGCAUCAAAUCCAUGUUCCGAGUCUUCCCAACACACAGAUUCCUCAGGAGUGAAAAACCUUUGCUCUGAAUUUCAUGUACCUUGCAAGAAGACCCCUCUAGAUAUGACAUUGAAAACUACUAUGCGGCUUGUAGCCUCGAGUUCUGUCAGUUGGUUUCAUAGGUUGGUUAAUUGUGGAUCGUUCAAUAGUUUGUCGCAGUAUGCCUCACCUGGUUGUUCAGGUCCAAAUAUGGCAUCAUCAGUACUGAACUCCAAUACUCCAUCUCUGAACUCAUUGGAUAUACAUUCAUGGGUGUAUCCACAAUCUCCACUACCUCCUUCGGUUAUAUCCGCAUUAACUUUAUCUGCAUCCCAGGAAGGGAAAUUUGAUAUCUGGAGCAACCGGCAACAAGCAUGGGAGGAUUCAUUCAGAAGCCUUUAUUAUAUGCUUCGCAAAAAGAAGUGUGACAUUUUCUAUGUUUGCUUUUCACAGUUUGUUGUCAUGUUUAUUGGAACUGAUAGUUUGAAGGAAAAUAGACGUGUCUGCAAUGCUUAUAUAUCCCAGUCAACAGAGGGUUUACGGGCACAUCUCAAAGAAAAUAUUGAGAAGCAGAAUCUGGGCAAGACUACUCACCAAGAUGCCUUAGCACAUGUGGAUAACAGCCCCCAGUCUCUUUUGGCAUUUGUUGGGACUGACAAUGUCCAUGCGUUGUAUGAUUUUCUGUUAAACUAUAGAUAUUUUUUAGCUUCUUUGACUGGAAUGGAUGUGCCUAUGCUGUAUUCACCGCUGCCUUUCAAAAAUGCAGCUCUGUCUGUACCUGAGGUAAGAUGUAAAGAAGUUAGGAGAGCUGACCACAUGUCAAUCCCGUCAAAGGACUCUAUUAGAGCUGGAGAACCUAGUCUGAGGUGUUCUCCAGGUAUAUGUUACAGCAUUGAAAUUAAGGACCGAUAUCUCCCACCAUGGAUAAUUAGCAGCAUUUGCCAUACAGUUUGUUCUCAUGGCACAAGUUUUGAGGCAAGUUUUGUAACAGAGCCAGCGUCGAUUGGGUUGAAUGUUGGCUCCCGUGCUGCAUCUAGUGAUUGUAUAGAUGCAGAAGCUUCUUCAAAUGACGAAUCAAAAAAGACUAUCUUUUGUUUUGGGGUACCAAACACAACAGUUUCAUCUCAUUUGCAAUCUGCCUUUUUGAAGGGAUUGAAGUAUGAUGGCAACACUUACACAGCUUUGCUUUCACCUAUAUAAGUCAUCAUCAGCAUCAACUGCUACUAUGCAAAUGUGGAGCGAAUGCAUUUUGAAAUCACUCAAGUUCUCUUCAGCCACUCUAUGGCAUUUAUUUGCAACGCCUUCUAACGGCCACGUGCCCCCUUUGUGGAACAUCAAACUCAAUUCUCUGUAAAGGUUCAAUUUGAACUGCAGUGUAUGUAUGAUCUGAAGAGCUUAAUUGAGAACUCAAGAAAACAUCAACCCAUUAACUUAUUACGACGGAGAGUUUCUCAUCACAUCCUUCGUUUCCCACCUCCUUGUAGUAGUCCAAGUUUGGUUGGAGUUAUUAUGGUUUUAGAACAAGGUAAAGUGUCUGGUUACCUU